AAGGCCGGCGUGGCCGCUCUCAGGUUCUUCUCUGUCACGACAUAUCCGAUUCGACAUUCUUAUUCAAUUCUAUCUAUGAUACUCGACAACUUCACGCCGCUUUUUUCAUUCGCAUUCCAAUCGCGAGACUUGGGAUAAGCCAGUUGGUAGCUGUUUGUUAUUAUCUUAUUAUCGCGAUAACGAUGCACAAUCACGUAAAUACGUGAUUGAUCGUUUCAACCGUGACGAUAACGACGACGACGAGGACGAGGACGAAAACAAAGGUGCCGCUAAGGCACGCGCAAAACAGCUGAUCGACGGAGACUCGUGUACUCCGAGUCACUGCCAGCUACAAGGAAUUGGUCCGACGGUCAUGGCGGGUUUCGUGCUUCGGAUAAAAACGAAAUCGGGUCAAAAGGCCGUUCACGGCCUUGCGGCACACGAUAAGGUAUCGCAGCUGAAGGCGAAACUCGCUGAGCUCACUGGCGUACCAGCCGCUGCUCUUCAGGUCCUCGUCGGCUUUCCACCGAAGCCCGUCGAUCUAGACGCGACCGAUGCCACGAUCGAGCGCGCCGGCAUCGUCUCCGGGGACACCCUGAUCGUUGAGGAGAAACAGAUUGUGUUCAAUAGACAUGAGCAGAGACUGGACAAUCUUGGCCGAUCGCAUAUCAUUGAUCAGGAGAACUUUGCCAACGUUCCAGGCAUUCUGAUGAGAAAGGUUGUACCCGCGGACAAUUCCUGUCUUUUUACCAGUGUGGGUUAUGUUCUAAAUGGAAAAGUUGACACCAGUUGUGCCAGUUUCAUGAGAGAAAUUAUAGCAAAUGCAGUAGCGGCAGAUCCAAAUGAAUACUCUGAGGCAUUUCUUGGUAGACCCAACGCUGAAUACUGUGACUGGAUCCUCAAGUCUGAUGCUUGGGGUGGCGCCAUUGAACUGUCAAUCCUAUCUAAAUUUUACGGAUUGGAGAUAGCAGUGAUUGAUAGCAUUAAUGCAAUAAUUAAUAGAUUUGGCGAGGACCAACAUUAUGCUCAACGAGUCUUUCUUAUAUUUGAUGGGAUUCAUUACGAUCCUCUUUACUUGGAGCCACUCGAUGGUGGCAGUAUUCAAACAAUCUUUCCCAUUGAGGAUGAAAACAUACUAUUGGAGGCUGCUCAACUUGCGAAGGAGGCAAGAUCAAGUCGUCAGUUUACGGAUGUGCAAAAAUUCACGCUAAUGUGUAUCGACUGCAAGAUUAUGCUGAAUGGACAAGCGGCGGCACAGCAGCACGCCAAAGACACGGGACAUAAAAAUUUUGGCGAAGUAGCAGCAUAGCCUUAUAUCAGCAAUCAAUAUGAUCUAAUUCUUCGGACUGAAGGAUUAUCGUUUCGCAGCUAAGGAUAAGAGAGAGAAAGAGCUAAUAUCUUUUUCUACUCGAGUGAGACGCUUGCGAAUAGUAAUAUUAUUAUUAAUGCGAAUACAUUUACAGUGCACUUAAGGAUUGUUAAUGCGCAUAAUACAAGUUAUUGAUUUUGAUUAAACAUUGUUUAUCGAUA
Molecule: messenger RNA, 1509 nt
Organism: Pogonomyrmex barbatus (red harvester ant)
Lineage: Eukaryota; Metazoa; Arthropoda; Insecta; Hymenoptera; Formicidae
Gene: Yod1
Product: Yod1 deubiquitinase
Biological process (GO): ERAD pathway; endoplasmic reticulum unfolded protein response; protein deubiquitination
Cellular component (GO): cytosol; nucleus
Molecular function (GO): cysteine-type deubiquitinase activity
Source: RefSeq, a predicted model, not a curated record